AUGGAAACCCAGCUUGUGCUGUCAGAAAGCCCAGAAGAGGAUGAAGAAAACCCAGUGAAAAAUCCAUUUACAAUUCCUCCAGAUAUUGAUAUUUUCUCAAUAAGGGACAAGGAAAGAAAAAAGGCUAAGGCGGAACGUGAAAGGAUGAAGACCAUGAAAAUCCAUGAGAAAAUUACUUACUCCACUAAAAUAAAAGCAAAGCAAAAAGGGCUCAGGAAAGCUCUGCAAAAGGAGGAAGAAGAGGAAAGCAGAAAACAGGCAACAAAUGAAGAGAGACUGAAAACUCUUCAGGAGGGUCUUUCACGGAAGAUAGCCAUUAAAAAAGAUUACCCGUUAGAAAAGGAGACCUUCCGUGACUACAUAAAUGACAGAAGAGAGGUAUUUUUACUUGAGUAUGCCAUGGCAGUAAAGCGAGAUGAGAUUCAAAGGAUGGAGAACAUAGCAAAGAACGAGGAAAGAAAAUUGGAAAAGGCUGAAUACUACCUGCAGAAGGAUGCUGCCGUGUUUGAUGAGUUCCUGAAGGAGAACCAUAAAAACUCUGUUCAAGCCCUGAAAAUUGCCGAAAAAGAAACUGCAGCAAAGACAAAGAAAAUAACGGAGAUCCAGGCAAUCACUUCCCAAAUAGAGAACCUCCAAAGUGACAUAUCCAGAUUCAAGAAUACUCUGCAGGAGUACAAGAUGUACAGGGACUUCCUCUAUCAACUAUCUCCAAAAGAGUGGCAGGAGGAACAUGAAAAAAAGCACACAAUGAAAAAGGAUUUGAAAACAGCAUCCAAAGCUAAUGAAGAAAGUGCCUCGCCUCCCACCACCACAGAGCACAGCCAGGGUCUGGCAGCCAGGACAAACGCUGCCAGUCCCUAUAGUACCCGUUAUAUAGAUGUGCCAAGUUCCCUGCGGUCUUCAAAAAGUUUGGAUUUCAGGUCAUUACAUGAGAUCAGGCCACAGCUCAAAAACUUCCUGAAGCCUCUAUCAACAAGAAAACUAAGUUCCUUGGAGGAUGCAGAAAGCGAAACCUGCUCGGACGACGAUGAGGAGCCUGAGUUGUAUUUUACUGAUCCCCAACAACUGCUGUCUAUUUUCACGGAGAUGGAGGAAGAGAACUUGUCCUUCAUGCAGAAUUCCCAAGAGAUCGAGGAAAGUUUGGACAAGAUCCAACACACUUUCAUCACCACACAUGAAAGCAUGGAGAAGAAGUUAGCAGAGCUGAAACAGCAGGUAGUCACCCUCAAAUCCUCCAUCGCCAAGGAAGAAAAAAGAGCAGCAGAUCUGAAGCUCAAAGUUCACCUCUUUUCCUCUGGAGAAUACAAAGCUGAUGACCAGGACAAAAUGCUCACAAGCCUGAACAAGAAGGUGCUGGAAGUCUAUUGCCACUGCACUGGAGAAAAUGAGGCAAACCUGCAGACAGUGCAGAUGCUAACGGUGAUAGAAAAACAGCUCAAUGAUUUACUGGACAACCUGGAGAAAAUCCCACCAGCAAAGAUAGAACAGGCUGAGAAAGCCAAAAAAAAGGAACGGAGGAUAAGGCUCAGAGAGGAAAAGCUGAGACAACAGAAGCAACAGCAGGAGGAAAGACUGCAAAGGGCCCUGGAAAGAUCACAGGCAACUAUAAAAGAAAAUAGCGGCAGGAGGCUGGUGUUUCGUUCCAACCCACCUGCCAGGAAGGAGAAGAAAAAGCACAGCCAAGAGCAGACGGAUAAGGAGAAGGAAGAACAAUUCUAUUAUUUUACUUGA
Molecule: messenger RNA, 1731 nt
Organism: Pelecanus crispus (Dalmatian pelican)
Lineage: Eukaryota; Metazoa; Chordata; Aves; Pelecaniformes; Pelecanidae
Source: RefSeq, a predicted model, not a curated record